CAGCGUGGGGCUGAGCGUGCCGGCGGUGGAGGUGCGCUUCGAGGACGUGCAUGUCGAGGCGGGCGUGUAUGUCGGCACGCGCGCGCUGCCCACGCUCCUCAACUUCACGCGCAACUCGCUCGCCGCCGCGCUGCACUCACUGGGCGUGGAGUUGGAUGCGCGCCGCCCGUAUCCGAUCCUGCACGGGUGCUCGGGCGUGCUGCGGCCGGGCCGCAUGACGCUGCUGCUGGGGCCGCCAGGCGCCGGCAAGUCAACGCUCUUGCAGGCGCUCGCGGGCUGCCCCGAUAAGUCGCUCAAGGUAUCUGGCAGCGUGACCUAUAACGGGCAUGCUCUUAACGAGUUCGUACCAGAGCGCACAGCAGUGUACGUGCCGCAGAACGACGAGCACAUCGGCGAGAUGACCGUCCGGGAGACCCUCGACUUCUCCGCGCGCCUGCAGGGCCCGGGGCUCAGGAAAGGUGCGCGUGUGCGCCUGUUGGGAGGGGGAAGAAUGGUGGGCUUCUGGAUGGACCUAGUGGCGGAGCUGGAGAGGCGCGAGGCGGAGCAGGGCAUUGUACCGGACCCUACUAUGGACGCCGUCAUGAAGGUGAGGUGCUGUCAUGGCAGCAUGAAGGUGAGGUGCUGUCAUGGCAGCAUGAAGGUGAGGUGCUGUCACGGCAGCAUGAAGGUGGGGUGCUGUCAUUGCAGCAUGAAGGUGAGGUGCUGUCAUGGCAGCAUGAAGGUGAGGUGCUGUCAUGGCAGCAUGAAGGUGAGGUGCUGUCAUGGCAGCAUGAAGGUGAGGUGCUGUCAUGGCAGCAUGAAGGUGAGGUGCUGUCAUGGCAGCAUGAAGGUGAGGUGCUGUCAUGGCAGCAUGAAGGCGAUGGCACUGGAGGGCAACCCCACCAACAUCAUCACAGACUAUGUGCUCAAGAUUCUAGGCCUGGACAUCUGUGCAGAUACUGUGGUAGGGAAUAACAUGCUGCGCGGCAUCUCAGGCGGGCAGAGGAAGCGCGUGACCACAGGCGUGGCGCUGGUGGGCGGGCAGCAGGUGCUGCUGAUGGACGAGAUCAGCACGGGCCUCGACUCCUCCACCACCUUCCUCAUCACGCGCUGCCUGCGCCACCUCACGCACCUCCACUCCGCCACCACGCUCGUGGCUCUCCUCCAGCCUGCCCCCGAGACCUACGAGCUCUUUGACGACGUGCUGCUGCUCUCCGAGGGCCACGUCGUCUUCCACGGGCCCCGGGAGCAGGUCGUGCCGUUUUUCAACCAGCUCGGCUUUGAGUGCCCCGAGAGGAAGGGCGAGGCGGAUUUCCUGCAGGAGGUGACUUCUAUGAAGGACCAGGGGCAGUACUGGAAGGGGGGAGUGGCUGGGGCAGAUGGUGGGGUGGGCGGGAAAAGCCAGCCGUACCACUAUGUGCCGGUGCAGGCGUUUGAGGCGGCGUUCAAGGAGACGCAGAUCGGCAAGGCCACUGCUGCCCACCUCUCGGUGCCCUUCCCAAAAGAAAAGAGCCCUCCAGGUGCACUGGUGCAUAAGCGCUACUCCCUCCCUACCUCAGAGAAGUUCCGCGCAAUCUUCGCGCGCGAGUAUCUGCUUAUGCGCCCAACCCCCAUCUCCCAUCCCACCUUAUCCCCCCACCAGGUGCCCUACCCCAAGGAGAAGAGCCCCCCCGGCGCACUCGUCCACAAGCGCCACACCCUCCCAACCUCCGAGAUGUUCCGCGCAGUCUUCGCGCGCGAGUUUCUUCUCAUGCAGCGCAACUCCAUCCUCUACGCAGCCCAAACCAUCCAAAUCAUCCUUGUAGCUCUCGUCGCCAUGACCGCCUUCUUCCGCACCACGCUCACCGUCUCCCUGCAAGACGCCAACUACUACCUCGGAGCCACAUUCUUCGGUGUGGUCAUGAUGCUCUUCAAUGGAUUCACGGAGCUCCCGCUGGUCAACUUCCGCCUGCCGGUGUUCUACCGCCAGAGGGACGCGUUUCUGUACCCUGCGUGGGCGUGGGCCGUGCCUCUCGAGCUGCUCUCCAUGCCCUUCUCCGCGUGGGCGUCCAUCAUCUGGACCACCUUUACGUACUAUGGCAUUGGCUUCGCACCCGAACCGGGCAGCUUCUUGCCGUUGAUCUUCUUUUCCAUCCACUCCAUCUUCUCGUCAUCCAUCCUCCCGUAUUCCCAUCUCCUUCCUCCGCUCCCCCUCCACCCCCCACUGCAGUUUCGCCGUGCAGAUGCUGCUCUUCUUCCUCAUCCACCAGCUCUCAUUCUCCGCCUCAUAGGGGCGCUGGGCCGCAACAUGGUGAUGCUGCUCUUCUUCCUCAUCCACCAGGUCUCCAUCUCCCUCUUCCGCCUCAUAGGAGCGGUGGGCCGCAACAUGGUGGUUUCCACCACCUUUGGCUCAUUCGCCGACAUCCUCUUCGUCCUCAUGGGCGGCUUCGUCAUCGCAAAAGCCGACAUCAGCAACGUGUGGAUCUGGGCGUAUUGGCUCUCGCCUCUCAUGUACGCGCAGAACGCCCUCGCUGUCAACGAGUUCCUCGCCCCCCGCUGGAACGUCUCCGCAGGGCCGCUCUUCCCCCCCUCAGCCACCAUGGGGCAGGUGUUUCUGGAGAGCCGCUCGAUCCCAGCGGACGACAAGUGGGUCGGCAUUGGCGUGGCGGCACUCAUCGGCUACAUCCUGCUCUUCAACCUCCUCACUGUUGCCGCGCUCGCCUAUCUUGAUCCAUGGGACCAGCCGCAACCGGUGGUGUCGGAGGAGCAAAUAGAGGCGAAGCACACCUUCCUUGCCCUCUCUCACCUCUCCCCCCGCCUCCCAUCCCCCAUUUUUUUACUGUUCACCUCGGCAGCGUGGGACCGGCCACAGCCAGUGGUGUCGGAGGAGCAGAUAGAGGCGAAGCACACCGCCCGUACGGGCGAGGUGGUGGUUGCAGCGGGCGGCAACAGGAAGCGGUCCACCCGGCAGGAUGCUGGCAGUGCUCUGGACCGCUACUGCACCAGCCACACAGGGGCCAAAGCUUCAAAACCGCUCCACGCACUAUCCCCCCUUCCAGACGUGGAGUCACAGCCCGAGUCCACGGAGGGCAAGCACGGCAUGGUGCUGCCGUUCGCGCCGCACUCGCUCUCCUUCCACAACGUCAACUACUUCGUCAACAUGCCCGCCGAGAUGCGCGCCGAGGGCGCCCCCCCCGACGCGCGCCUGCAGCUGCUGCGCAACGUGUCGGGCGCCUUCCGCCCCAAAGUGCUGACAGCGCUGGUGGGCGUGUCGGGCGCGGGCAAGACGACGCUCAUGGACGUGCUGGCGGGGAGGAAAACUGGCGGGUAUAUUGAGGGGGACGUGCACGUGUCGGGCUUCCCCAAGGUGCACUCCACGUUUGCACGCGUGGCGGGGUACUGCGAGCAAAGCGACAUUCACACGCCGCAGGUGACGGUGCACGAGAGCCUGCUCUUCUCCGCGUGGCUGCGCCUGCCGGCAGAUGUGGACGUGGAGGUGAGGGAGGAGUUUGUGGAGGAGGUGAUGGAGCUGGUGGAGCUCGAUAGUCUGCGCGACGCCAUGGUGGGGCUGCCGGGGGUCAAUGGGCUCUCCACGGAGCAGCGCAAGCGCCUCACCAUCGCCGUCGAGCUCGUCGCCAACCCCUCCAUCAUCUUCCUCGAUGAGCCCACCAGCGGGCUCGAUGCACGGGCGGCGGCCAUUGUGAUGCGCACCGUGCGCAACACGGUGGACACGGGGCGCACGGUGGUGUGCACCAUUCACCAGCCCAGCAUCGACAUCUUUGAGGCCUUUGAUGAGUUGCUGCUGAUGAAGCGGGGAGGCGAGGUGAUAUACAUGGGCCCCUUGGGCACGGACUCGCGGCUCAUGAUAGACUACUUCCAGGCCAUCCCAGGCGUGCCGCCCCUCCCCGCCGGCUACAACCCAGCCACGUGGAUGCUCGACAUCUCCACGCCCGCCAUGGCCGACAAACUCAACCUCGACUUUGCCGACAUCUUCCGCAAAUCAGACCAGUUCCGCCGCAACGAGGCGCUCAUCGAGUCGCUCAAGACGCCCCCGCCGGGCCAGCAGGACCUCGCCUUCGCCACUCAGUACGCCCGGAGCUACGCGUCGCAGUACACUGCUAACCUGUGGAAGCGCGCGCACAUGUACUGGCGUGCGCCGGACUACAACGCGAUGAGAUACUUUUCCAGUGUUGUCAUGGCGCUGCUGAUCGGAGGCGUGUACUGCGGGCAGGGGCAGCAGCGCAGCACGCAGCAGCAGGUGCUGAACCUGAUGGGCGCCAUGUACACGGCGGCCAUCUUCAUGGGGUGGAACAACUCCGCCUCCAUCCAGCCCAUCGUCGCCGUCGAGCGCACCGUCUUUUACCGCGAGCGCGCCGCAGGGCUGUAUGGUGCCAUCCCGUACGCCCUGGCGCAGGGGGCGAUCGAGGUGCCGUAUGUGUUGGUGCAGACGUUCAUCUACUCGCUGAUCACGUACGCGAUGAUCCAGUUUGAGUGGACGGCCGGCAAGUUCUGGUGGUACACGCUCUUCAUGUUCCUCACGCUCUUCUACUUCACGUGCUACGGCCUCAUGGCCAUCGCCAUCUCGCCCAACGAGCAGAUCUCCAUGGUCUUCUCUAGCUUCUGCGUCUCCUCCUGGAACCUUCUUUGCGGUUUCCUCAUUGCGCGACCCGAAGUGCCACCUAGUUCACGUGAAUUAAGCCAUCCAUUUGCAACCCUCGCCUGCCCCCAUGCACUGCAGCACAUCCCGGUGUGGUGGCGGUGGGCCUACUGGAUCGACCCCAUCUCCUGGACCCUCUAUGGCCUCAACGCCUCACAGCUGGGAGAUGUGACGACGACCCUGCAGGUGCCAGGGGUGACCCCGGACCCAACGGUGCAGGCGUAUCUGGAGGAGGUGUUUGGCUACCAGCACUCGUGGCUCGGCUAUGUUGUGCUCGUGAAUGUCGGAUUCAUCAUCCUCUUCUUUACCGUCUUCGCUUUCUCAAUCAAGAAGCUUAACUUCCAAAACCGCUAA
This is a messenger RNA of Closterium sp. Naga37s-1, 4969 nucleotides long. Lineage: Eukaryota; Viridiplantae; Streptophyta; Zygnematophyceae; Desmidiales; Closteriaceae. The record is from the annotation of a GenBank genome assembly.